UGCUUCUACUAGGAUUGAAACUUUAGAUCUGACUAUUUUUUUGUCAUUCCCUCUUUCUAAAUUCCUAAUCAACUUGUAUAUGAAAAUUUAGGAGAUCGUAUAACAAAAUUGCAUGAGAAUGUCUUUUUCCAUUCUUCAAUUUCUAUUCUGACAUUCAGUCAGGAAACCUUCAGGCUAUCAAGGAAUUUAACAAGAAUGCGAUGCAAACAACAUGAAGUAAGAAUCAAAAUCCAACUCUUCCACAAUCCUCUGUAUCACUAUCUACUCAUAGGGUGCUAAUGGCGACAGAGGGAUGUUCAAUUAAAGGAACUUACAAGAGGUUCAAACCACACAUCCUUAUGGUUCUUGCUCAGAUGGGCUAUACUUUUAUGUACUUCAUUACAGAGGCUUCCUUCAACCAUGGAAUGAAUCCCCAUGUCUACAUCACUUAUAGACAUAUUGUAGCUGGUCUAGUAAUGUUACCUUUUGCCUAUUUCCUUGAAAGAACAAAGCUGACACUGUCUCUACUCAUGGAGAUCUUUGUUCUCUCUCUUCUUGGGGUGGGUUUGACUCAAAACAUGUAUUUUGCAAGCUUAAGAUUCACCUCUCAAGCGUUCCUUGCAUCAAUGGUGAACACCAUAGCUUCCUUAACUUUUGUAUUGGCGGUUAUACUCAGAACAAAGCUGACACUGUCUCUACUCAUGGAGAUCUUUGUUCUCUCUCUUCUUGGGGUGGGUUUGACUCAAAACAUGUAUUUUGCAAGCUUAAGAUUCACCUCUCAAGCGUUCCUUGCAUCAAUGGUGAACACCAUAGCUUCCUUAACUUUUGUAUUGGCGGUUAUACUCAGGUUGGAGGUUCUAGAUAUUCGAAGCCCUCGUGGAAUAGCCAAAAUUCUUGGAACCUUGGUUUCCUUGGCUGGUGUCAUGACCAUGACACUAUACAAAGGACCCAAUGUAAAAAACAUAGGGCAUCCUCUAAUCCACCUUAGAGGAAACACAGCCAUCCACGAGAACUAG
Molecule: messenger RNA, 995 nt
Organism: Ilex paraguariensis (yerba mate)
Lineage: Eukaryota; Viridiplantae; Streptophyta; Magnoliopsida; Aquifoliales; Aquifoliaceae
Source: the annotation of a GenBank genome assembly